AUGUCCGCUCGUGCCCAUUCUCCACCCACUUCGACCUUCAGUUCGCAAUCUGACACUGCGCCCAUCGUCUCUCCCUCGGUCUCCCAAUCGCCCACGACUGAUUCAGAAAAAUCCAGCAAACGACGAUUGUUCGGCCUGGUCAAGAGAAAGGACAACUCCUCCGACAGUGCCGUCAUCGACGCGAAUACCAACGCGACUCAGUCCGAGCCGGCAGCUGCAGCCACUCCAGCAAACAUGAAUCCUCUCACUUCAUCGCCCUCUCCGCCCAAUCGCUUCGCCGCCGCCUCACCGACCCGUCUACCGUUUGCUCUGGCACAGAGUCAAUCAACCUCGACUCUGGCCUCGUCGCAAAUCUUUGAGCGCAACGUCCAAGAGUCGAUUGUACCCAGUGAAUUGUCACCCGCUAUUCCCGCACACAUCCAGACCGAGGACCAUAUUCCUGCCGUCCUCGAGGCCUCUUCCCUCGCCAUUACAGAUACCCACCUAGAUCCAGAUCAAGUCGAGAUUGUCACUCACACAGCUCAUCAACCCGCGUCCGAGAAAGUCGCAGAGGGUACAGCGGCCGUCCUUCAUUCGGAUGCACAGCUUCCCGUCUCACCACAAGACUCGCAACACGAAAGCUUCCACUCGGUCAACUCUCACCCGCCAGAUCUUGACGAUGCCGCGUCAAACUACGGCGCUUUGGAUCCCGCAGAUGUGCGCAGAUUGAGCUUCAUCUCCUUUGCCGACGUCGUCCAGGCAGAACAGGCCGAAUCCAAGGAUUCUUUACAUCAUCAUACACCACUGUCUGCAAGCACUCUCAGCCAGGCUCAGACCCACUCUCCNCCGCUACCUCGCUCACCGUCACCUGCGCGCUCGCCCUUAUCUUCUCAAUAUUCGCAAGAGGUGACAACCCCGCCGAUUGGGAGCAAUCCGACAUCAAUCAAGGGCUUUGACAUGAGCCCGGUACGCAGCCCCAUCGGCAGCCCCGCUCACCAGCAACAUGGAGAACUCACGAUUGAGACAAUGCGCCAGGCACUGCGUAAGACAGCCAGUGGAGAUUUUACGGGAACCAAGAUAGCUCCAUAUCCAGCAAGCUCGACAGGCCUUGAAGAUGGCGGUCUUACGAGAGACGGCUUCAGAUGA
Molecule: messenger RNA, 1125 nt
Organism: Aureobasidium vineae
Lineage: Eukaryota; Fungi; Ascomycota; Dothideomycetes; Dothideales; Saccotheciaceae
Source: the annotation of a GenBank genome assembly